GAAGACAAGUCUUGAUUGCGAUCAAUGUCUUGACGAGUGGUUCCCUCUUGUGUUGACUUUUGUUGUAUUCAAUGAUAUAAUGUAUGAAACAGUGAAUUAGUGUCAAAGCAAUGGUGCAAACAAUGCCUUUGAGGUCAUUGAUUGGUUGCUUACGGUUUACUGACCAGUGUUGCCGACCCGACACCCGAUGUGUUGGUGACUAAACUGGUCAUUGAGUGGACUAUUGGUUGUGUUGUAUGUGUUAGUGUGUGUGUCAGUGAGUGUCAAUCAAAGGGUGCGUCCACUUGCGGUCGGCAAACGUGUGAACGACCAAAAUGGACAAAGAUUUGAAUUCGUCGGGAUCUUCGUCGCGAUUCAAGCGAUUGUCUGCCACUCCGACUAACAGUUUCAGCUCAAAGCCGUCGUCGUCAGCAUCGAGCAGCUCAUCGAUUGACGACUCGGUCAACACGUGGGACUGCAGUGUUUGCACGUACCGCAACAGUUACGAGGCCUUCAAGUGCCUCAUGUGUGAUGUCCGUAAAGGCACGUCAACCCGAAAGCCGCGAAUUAAUCCCGAAGUGGUGGCCCAACAGGUUGCCAGACAACAGGAACAGAUCAAACAACAGGCUAUUAAAGCCAUUAAAAAUAAAGACAAACAAAUUGACAAACAAACUGAUAAACCAAUUGAUAAACCAAUUGACAAAAAAAGUAAAGAUGAGACCAAUAGUUCUCUAAACAGUCCCUCUUCUAGUGGUCUCAACAAUAGUACGAACAGUAUCGCCACCGACAAUGGCCUCAAUGCUGUCGGUAGUAAUAGUAAUAGUAGUGUUAAUAGUGUUGAACACAACAAUCAAAAUGUGAACAAUAAAGUGACUACAAAUCAUAGUAAGUCAUUGACCACUAACUCGACUUCGUCUUCUUCUUCAUCAUCAAAAAAUAGUACUUCAAACUCGACACCAACUUUAGCAUCAAAGUUGGGCCCAUUCUUAUCAUCAAAAACUAGUACUUCAUCAACAAAGAACAACAACAACACUCCAUCUUCAGCCAACACAUCGUCUUCGACAUCGAAGCCUAAAAAGCCGCGAACGGUAGGUCCGAAAGCGAAGCUUAAGAACGUUGACCGCAAUAAUGCACACGUGAAGGAAGUGACAGUCAAUAACGUGACAGUCAUUAUCACCGAAUUUACGCCCAAAAAGUUAAAGUUGACGUCAAAACGUGAUAAGCCGUCAUCUAAUAAGUCGUCACCUAAUAAGUCGUCACCUAAUAAGUCGUCUCCUAAAUUGAAGGGUGUGGUGACACCAAAGACAGCUGAAUGUAAAUGAAGUCACUUAUCGGAUGUGACAAUAUUUAGGGAUCAGUUAUCCAUUUAGGAGUGAAAUAAACUUUGCAUAUAUUAUAGCUUAUAUAUUGGAUGUACAGUACAUAUAAAAUUUGUUGGCAGAUGUUUUCAUCAAUCUUUGAUCUUUCACUGCCAGAAUCUGCCACAAAAUCAUAUAUGAUAUUACAGUAUAUAUAAUAUACACUAAAUAUAAAUAUAUAU
Molecule: messenger RNA, 1519 nt
Organism: Oppia nitens
Lineage: Eukaryota; Metazoa; Arthropoda; Arachnida; Sarcoptiformes; Oppiidae
Product: RING1 and YY1-binding protein-like
Exons: 1
Coding region: 315-1301 (328 amino acids)
Biological process (GO): positive regulation of DNA-templated transcription
Cellular component (GO): nucleus
Molecular function (GO): DNA binding; transcription coregulator activity
Source: RefSeq, a predicted model, not a curated record